This is a messenger RNA of Hordeum vulgare subsp. vulgare (domesticated barley), 1015 nucleotides long. RefSeq lists its product as uncharacterized. Bases 79 to 738 code for a protein of 219 amino acids. The record is from RefSeq and is a predicted model, not a curated record. The transcript has 5 exons. NCBI's taxonomy places the organism in Eukaryota, Viridiplantae, Streptophyta, Magnoliopsida, Poales, Poaceae. Gene Ontology annotation, molecular function: protein binding.
AGAAGGGAGGCGCAAAGCAGAGGAAAAGAAGGGAAGAGCGAGGCGUGAGAUCAAGAGAAGCGCAGGGAGAGGAGAGCGAUGAGGCCUUUCCACGGCGACGUUGCUGGCCUGACGUCGCUCCGUCUCCGUCGGCUCCUCUGCUUCCUCAGCCGCUGGAAUCUCUCCGACACCGCACACGCGCUGGAGCAGGAGACGGGUGUGUCCUUCAUGCCGGAGUACCUGCGGCCGCUGCUGACCCAGGACAAGUGGGCGGAAGCCGAGGCGUACGUGGCGGGCCUCGUCGACCUGGAGGACUGCAGCCGGCUGGCCAGCCUCGUCCUCGCACGCAUCCGCGUCUUCGGCGUCAUGUCCAAGUUCGCCGUCGGGGAGGCCAGCACCGCCUCCGCCGCUUCCUUCCGACGCGCCGAGGCCGGCCUCCUCGCCCACCCCGACCUGCACGCUGUCCGCCGCGUCCUCGAUUCCAUGCGCUCCGACCCAGUCAAGGCCUCAAGGCUGUAUGGGCACAUCCAUCCCGGGGCAGUGGAGGCCAUCAUGAAGUGGGUCGCUAAGUGCCCGGAGCUCAAGUUCAAGAUUCGACCACCACCUCGUUGCCCCUUCGAUCGUACCUACAUCGUGUCUCUUGGUCCUAGGUUCUGGGAAUGCAAAAGAAGGGGUCAGAAGAACAAAGCUGGUCGUCGAAUCGCGGCACAUAUCAUUGCUCGUUGCUUUAUGCAAAGGAGCAGUGGAGGUUUUUUUUAAAGAGUUCAGAUUCAGAUCAGGCAUCAUCUCCAAGAAAACUGCUGCGUCAAGCUCAGAAGGCUGAAACCUAUCUGGUCUUCUUUGUUUUAUGUUGGUCUUAAAUGUGUUAUCCUUGCUUGUUGGCUAGUCAGAGAAGAGACGGCGUGUGCGUCUGUGUCCGGGGUUUGAACCCUGAACCGUAGGUGUUGUGCUGGCAACUCAAGCAGUCUGUAAGACUGUUUUAUUUUUCAUUUGGCCUUCUGAAAGCUAGGUAAUAAAAUUUAUUUCUUUUAAAGAA